AUGGCAGCUGAUCCUAUCUCCAUUCUCCAGCAGGUUGAUUCUCAGAUUGAGAACAUACUCGCUGGCUGGAGCAUCUACACCACCCUCAUCGCCCUUGUUUUCGCCGCCUAUCUGAUCUCUCCCCUCUUUCUUUUCACCGAACCAGAUGUUCACCCUCUUCUCCUAGCUCGCCAAUCCUCCGCCUCCUAUGUCCGGCAACCCAAGGAGUCAGCGGUCUUUCGGUCUUUGGAGACCCCACACGGCUAUCCCCUCAAGUCUGGCUUGAAUGUUAAAGACGCUGGCCAGCCAAAAUGGACAAGUGGAAGAGAUGGGGAUCUGAGAGAUGUGUGGAAGCGAGCGGUAACGGGCCCGGUGGACGCUGAUGGCAAGCCUACCGGAGGAGAGGCAGGCAAAGUAAUCACAACGUAUGGGAAAGAAGAGGUCAUCGAGUACGACUUUGCCAAACUGUCUAGCGAGAUCAACGCCGUGGGGCAGCACAUGAAAGCGCACGGGGGGAGCCGUGUUGCUAUUCAUAUGCCCAAUUCUGUGGAGCUACUGGUGACCUUCUUUGCUUCUGCCUUCUACGGCCUAACACCAAUCUUGAUACCUCAACAACAAUCUCUCGACACGCUUGCUGGCAUUCUGGUGGAGACUAAAGCAGAUAUCUUAGUCGCUGGUGCUGGCUCACUGCCAUUGAAAGACCUGCUGCCAAAGUAUCCUAACCUCAAGCAAGUCAUUUGGGUCGUGGAGCGGACGAGCAGACACAUGGACUGGAACGAGGUGGGAGAAGGCGAAGGCGGAAAGGCGGAUAUCGCGGUCUGGCACGAUAUUAUCGACGAGAAGCAGACUUCAUCAGAGCUUCCUGAUGAAAUUUCUGAAGGUACCCUGACCAAUGUCGUGAUGGUGACAGAAGACGCCUGGAGCGCGAUGGACAGCUAUGAACUUACAGAAUUUACGCAAGCGAACUUCGUAGCGGCAAUCGGUGCCCAGAUCUCCGCUCUCCCGCGCCUCCACCGGCUCGCUCCCACAGACACCUUCACACCCCUUGCCUCUCUCGCCGAGAUGUAUCCCUUGAUCGUCACGCUCGCUGCUCUUUUUUCCCACGCCUCUCUCGCCCUCACUUCUGUCAGUGGCCCCAAGGCUUCAUACAGCGCCGCCUUCCAAGGUGCCUCUCCCACCGUCAUCAUAGCCAAUACCGAGACUCUAUCCAGCUUCUGCAAAGAUAAGGAGAGGACCAUGUCAUCCAGCCUUCUAGGGCAAUUCAACCAAUGGCGGAAAGCAAGGACGCUCGAAGCUGGCACCAUGCCAAAAGCUUCUGGUCUGACAAAUACGCCACGUUUGAUCUACACCUACGACAAAGCUGGAUCUUCGACGGUCAAGUUGGACGCGGAAGAGCUGUUCAAGUUGAAGGUCUACAGCGGUGCGAGAACCAUCUACGCUUUUACGGACUCGCAGGUCGCUGGUGCGAUUAGCCAGACUAACAUGCUGGACUACCAAAACAAAAGCGCCGAUUUUGGACCGCCGCUGAGCUCGUUGGAGAUCAAGCUUCGGGACGCAGAAGACGGCAAAAACAUUGAUGACAAACCCUUGGGUGAGCUCGUGGUCAGUGGACCUGCUGUGGUAGGGGGAGAGAAGGUCGUAAAUCAAAUCAUGACGAUGACGGAUCGUAACACUUUGGCUUAUGCGUCCUAG
Letharia columbiana is the source of this 1671-nucleotide messenger RNA. RefSeq lists its product as uncharacterized. Gene Ontology annotation, molecular function: long-chain fatty acid-CoA ligase activity. The transcript has 3 exons. Gene Ontology annotation, cellular component: membrane; endoplasmic reticulum. Lineage: Eukaryota; Fungi; Ascomycota; Lecanoromycetes; Lecanorales; Parmeliaceae. The record is from RefSeq and is a predicted model, not a curated record. The coding region runs from base 1 to 1671 and encodes 556 amino acids.